AAAUUGGAGCGGGUUCGACGAGGGCUAGCUAGAUUCGUUCCUCGCUAAAUGAAGAACCAGGCCUGGCCUGUAGGGGGCAUCAUUGUUCCGGCAGGCGCGUGAAGAACCCGAGCCUGAAAACCAGCAGCCGAACUGAACCGAGCGCAGCUGUGUGGCCGGCAGGCGCGGGAAAGGAACCAUGGCAGCCGCGGCAGUGGCCGAGUUUCAGAGAGCGCAGUCUCUUCUUGGAACGGAUCGCAGCGCCUCCAUCGAUAUCUUACAUUCCAUAGUCAAGAGAGACAUUCAGGACAGUGAUGAGGAGGCUGUGCGGGUUAAAGAGCAGAGCAUCCUGGAGCUGGGCGGACUGCUGGCCAAGACAGGACAGGCUGAAGAGCUUGGCGGUCUCUUGACCUAUGUGCGGCCAUUCCUCAACUCCAUCUCGAAGGCCAAAGCAGCCCGACUGGUGCGCUCCCUGCUCGACCUCUUUCUGGAUAUGGAGGCCGCCACUGGUCAGGAAGUCGAGCUCUGCCUGGAGUGCAUCGAAUGGGCCAAGACUGAGAAGCGGACCUUCCUCAGACAGGCCCUGGAGGCUCGACUUAUCUCGUUAUAUUUCGACACAAAGUGUUACCUGGAGGCCCUACAACUUGGAUCGCAGCUACUGCAGGAACUGAAGAAGAUGGAUGACAAAGCCCUGCUGGUGGAGGUGCAGCUGCUGGAGAGUAAAACCUAUCACGCCCUGAGUAACCUGCCCAAAGCUCGCGCUGCCCUCACGUCAGCCAGGACAACGGCCAACGCCAUCUACUGCCCGCCAAAAUUACAAGCGGCUUUAGACAUGCAAUCGGGAAUUAUUCAUGCAGCAGAGGAGAAAGACUGGAAGACGGCUUACUCGUACUUCUAUGAAGCCUUUGAGGGCUACGACGCCAUCGACAGUCCUCGAGCCGUCACAGCGCUCAAAUAUAUGCUGCUCUGCAAAAUCAUGCUCAACGCACCAGAAGAUGUCCAGGCCCUCAUAAGUGGCAAGCUGGUUGUGCGCUACGCUGGAAGACAGACGGAUUCUCUGAAAUGUGUAGCGCAGGCCAGCAAGAAUCGGUCGCUAGCCGACUUUGAAAAGGCCCUGACCGAGUAUCAAGCAGAACUGCGGGAGGAUCCCAUCAUCCGAACGCAUCUGACCAAACUCUACGACAACCUGCUUGAGCAGAACCUCAUCAGGGUCAUUGAGCCUUUCUCCAGGGUCCAAAUGGCACACAUUUCCUCCAUCAUCAAACUGUCGAAGGUUGAUGUCGAGAGGAAAUUAUCACAAAUGAUUCUGGACCAAAAGUUUCACGGGAUUUUAGACCAAGGUGAAGGCGUGCUCAUUGUCUUUGAUGAACCCGCGGUGGACAAGACGUACGAAGCGGCCCUGGAGACCAUUCAAAACAUGAGCAAGGUGGUGGACUCGCUUUACAACAAAGCCAAGAAGCUCACAUAAGAGAGAGUCAAACCGGCAGUCUUCCGGUGCCGAAGGUCGCGGGCCAGCGAUGCCUCUCUCUUCAACCUCUGGAUGGAUACGGGGGGAGGGGUAACAAAACUUUCAAAACACUUGAUGAACCUCCAGCAGAGACUGAUGGGACGGACACACCGCUCCUUAUUUUCCUCCCGCAGCAAUCUGCUCUGCCUUCUUCCCAUUUCUGUCGCUUGGUUCCGAUCUUGGGGGUGGGAUGCGACGCCGUGAGCUCCUCCCGCCGGAAAA
This is a messenger RNA of Hippocampus comes (tiger tail seahorse), 1708 nucleotides long. Its product is annotated as 26S proteasome non-ATPase regulatory subunit 11A. The record is from RefSeq and is a predicted model, not a curated record. Lineage: Eukaryota; Metazoa; Chordata; Actinopteri; Syngnathiformes; Syngnathidae. Bases 179 to 1447 code for a protein of 422 amino acids. The transcript has 13 exons. Gene Ontology annotation, molecular function: protein binding.